Diabrotica virgifera virgifera (western corn rootworm) is the source of this 6622-nucleotide messenger RNA. RefSeq names its product importin-4. The transcript has 16 exons. Gene Ontology annotation, molecular function: nuclear import signal receptor activity; small GTPase binding. NCBI's taxonomy places the organism in Eukaryota, Metazoa, Arthropoda, Insecta, Coleoptera, Chrysomelidae. Gene Ontology annotation, cellular component: cytoplasm; nucleus. The coding region runs from base 92 to 3352 and encodes 1086 amino acids. The record is from RefSeq and is a predicted model, not a curated record. Gene Ontology annotation, biological process: protein import into nucleus.
UGAAGUUGACAUUGUCAUUCAUUAAAAGAAAUAUAUUAUAACCUUAAAUUGUGAAAAAGGUUUUGGCUGGAUAGAUUAUUUAUUUUACACAAUGGAAGAAAUAUUAGGAAAAUUGCUAGUGUCUAAUAGUAAAACUAUUCAUGAGGGCACUAAAGAACUGAAGGAAGCUUUUAAAAAACCAGAAGCUGUUCUCGCAUUAUGCGAUGUCUUAGUUACCUCCACACACCCACAAAUACGCCAAACAGCGGCAGUUCUUCUUAGAAGAAAAUUUGGGAAAAAGAGAUAUUGGAGUAGAAUUAAUGUUGAUAUAAGAAAAAGGAUUAAAGAAGGAAUGCUACAGGCUUUGGUAAAUGAGCAAGAAAAACUGGUAAAAAAUUCGAUUGCUCAAUUCAUAGGUGUAAUAGGAAAACAUGAAUUUCCGGAAAACUGUUGGCCAGAAGUUUUACAAUUUAUCCACACUUUAACAAGCGGUGAAAAUAAUUUUGAUAAAGAGCUUGGAAUGUAUACACUGUCAAUAAUGACUGAAAUCGCUCAGAGUUCUUACAUAGUACAUGCUGAGUCUUUUGCUAUAUUAUUUACAAAUAUUAUAAAUCAACUUACAGAUCUAAAAUUAAAUGUAGGUUAUUAUACAAUAAUUACCAUGAAAAAUCUUGUGCCUGCCAUUGCUGGUAACCAACAGAUGAUUAAUGUAUAUCAUUCUCUACUGCCAAAAAUUCUCCAAAUUAUUAACACAGUGGCAAUGGAUGACGAAAAAAAAGCUGUUGACAUGUUUGAGCUUAUUGAGGAAUUGAUCGAGUAUGCUGUUAGUGUUGUGGCGCCACAUUUGAAAUUGAUUAUUGAAAUGUGCCUUCAAUUAGCUAGUAAUAAUGCCACCCCAAAGAUAGUUCAAAUUAAGGUUGUUGGUAUAGUUGGGUGGUUAAUUAGAUCAAAAGGAAAAGUAGUUCAGAAAAACAAACUCGUCGAACCAAUUAUUGACGUUUUAAUUUCAUUAAUGGCUCAACAACCCGAAGAUGAAGGCAACGAAGAAUAUUUCUUAGGUGAUCCAGACCAAUUUACAUCUAUUACUGCUGCCACUCAAACUUUAGAUCUGAUUGCUCUACAUAUUCCGGCAGAAAAGGUUAUACCAUAUAUUUUAACUAAAGUGGAACCUGCGAUUCAAGGAGGAGAUAUUUACUUCCAGAAAGCGGCCUAUUUAGCCUUAGCAGUACUAGCAGAAGGUUGCUCAGAAUGUAUUAGACACAAAUAUCUCCAAGAUUUUUUAAAAUGUGUCUGCACGGCUAUUCAUAAUCCUAAUGCUGUUGUAAGAAAUGCAGCAUUUUUCGCUUUAGGACAAUUUGCAGAACAUUUACAACCAGAAAUUAGUCAAUACUCAUCAGAAUUAUUGCCAGUGUUGUUUGAAUGUUUACGUCAAAUUUUUGUACAGAUGGCUGCAGAAAGGAAAGACCCACCGAGUUUGGAUAGGUUGUUCUAUGCUUUGGAAACUUUUUGCGAAAACUUAGAUGAAGGAUUAGUGCCAUAUCUUCCAACAUUGAUGACAAGGAUUUUUGAAGCAUUGGAUCCAGAAGGUUUCUCCCUUCAAUUAAAAAGAGUUGCAUUAAGUACUUUAGGGUCCAUCGCUAGUGCAGUAAAAGAAGGAUUGCUACCAUAUUUUGACAGAGUAAUAGAAUUUUUAAAGAUAUAUAUUAAUAGCGAUCCUAACUCGGAAAUGCAUCAAAUUCAGUGUUAUGCUAUAGAAUCCUUAGCAGUAGUAGCUCAGUUUAUAGGUCCUGAUAACUUUAGACCUCUUACUGGAGAUUGUCUACAAUUAGGAUUAAAAAUUUUAAAUGAAACCUCAGAUCCUGACAUAAACAAAAGUGUUUAUGCCCUUUUUUCUGCAUUAGCUAUUAAUAUGAAAGAAGAGCUCAGUCCUGCAUUGCCAAAAAUUGUCAAUGAUAUGAUAGAAAGUAUACAAAGUAGUGAAGGAAUAGUUACGCACUAUGAUGAUGAAGAUAAAGACGAAAUAGAUGUAUAUGCAGAAUUAUCCGAGGAGGACGACGAUAUUGAAGAAGAUAUUGAUGGCUCAUCAACUGGAAGUGCUGAUUCAGCACAGUGCAGAUAUUCUGUUGAAAAUUCCUAUAAUGAAGAGAAGGAACAAGCGUGCUUAUCUUUAAAAGAUAUAUGUGUAAACACAGGUGUUGCUUUUCUACCCUAUAUAGAAAAAUGCUUUGAAGAAAUAUUCAAACUUAUUAACUACCCUCAAGAUGACAUCCGUAAAGCUUCCGUAGAAGCACUUCUACAAUUUUGUAUUUCGCUACAUAAAUUCAGUACUCCAGAUAAUAAACAAUCACUGUAUAGAGCUUUGCAAAUGUUUGUCCCAAAAUGUGCCGAACUGAUUAGAAUUGAUGAAGAAAGGAGUGUCGUUAUGGUAUGCUUGGACGCCUACGCCACUCUAUUAGAUGAAAUUAAAGGAGAAGUUUUCGUCAUUGAUGGACACAGAGAGGCUAUUAUGAAUUGUGUCAUCGACGUUUUGAAUUUAAAAACUAUGUGCCAGGAUACGGAUUUAGCUGGUCAAACUGAAAAUAAUGAUGACGAUGUUGAAGCCGAACAAGACGAACUCUUGCUGGAAUCGGCUGGUGAUGUCAUUCCAAAAUUUUCAGCGGCUGUCAGGCCAGAUGAUUUGAUGUCCUAUUUUCCAAACAUUUUACAAUUGCUCUCUGCUAGAACGAAAAAACAACACAGUUUAUCUCAAAGAUCAUUUGCAUUUGGAACUUUAGCGGAAUGUAUGAAAUCUUUAGGUAUUUAUGUAGAAAAGUUUGUUCCAACACUUCUAAAUCUUUGGUUUACUGGUGCAAGAGAUUCUGCUGACGAAGUAAGGAAUAACGCUAUUUUUGGUUUGGGGGAAAUGAUUUUACAUGGAAAGGAUAAGAUAUUUAGCCAUUAUCCUGAAAUACUACAAGCCCUCUCCACUUCAGUGUCUAAAGAAGCACAUUCUGGAACAUUAGACAAUAUCUGCGGUGCUUUAGCAAAAAUGAUCAUUGUAAAUCCAAAUGCUAUACCUUUAGAUCAAGUUUUUCCAGCCUUUGUUCAAAAACUGCCUUUAAGGGAUGAUUUUCAAGAAAAUGAAGCAGUUAUUAAAUGUAUUUUUUCAUUAUAUCAGCAAGGCAACCCAGUGUUAAAGGAGCAUUUACUGGAUGUCAUUAAGGUUUUAGCUCAUGUUUAUUGUGAAAAUCAGACUCCAAAUGACGAUGUUAAAAAUUUACUGAAUGACUUCUUAAAAACAAUUAACCGAGAUUUUCCUCAAGAAUUCGCGAAUUCUGUGUCUUCCUUUGAAUCAUCUUCUCAAAAUUCUUUACAGGCUCUUUUAUCGUCCUAAUACAAUUAUUGUGUAAAAAAAUUGAUAUUAAAAAGCAAAGAUCGGCAACUAUGAGAAGAAAUCUGUUUUUGCUAUAUUCAGAUUAUUAAAAUAUAGAACUAAAUUAUAAUGUUUAAAUUUUGAAUAUUUAUUUUUUAUAUUAUAUAUUCAAGUUGACUUACUCAAUAGUUUCGGUGCUAGUUGGCUUGUGUACCAAAAAGUUGUCUAUCUCUGUUACAGAAACUAUAUUUUGUUCUGUUGUACUUGCUUUCUGUUUUUUCAAAUCCAAAAAUAUUAAACCAUAUAUUAAGCAUAUUUAUUUAUAAAUCUUAUCUUCUCUUUAUUCAACUAACUUGUAAUAUUACCAAAAUUCAAAUAUCUGUAACCUGAUUAAUAAAAUUAAUAUAUUAAGUAUUUGCAACAUUUAUCUCUAAGACUCAAGAGAACGCAAAUACUAACCUCCGUGGCGAAAAGAUAACAAUGUGUCCAAAAUAUCAAAUAAUACAAGUCCCGGGACACGCGUUAAGGUUUUCGCUCACUUAUGCGCUGCACCGCGAAGCAAAGCGCGGAGAAAAAGGUUGUUAUGAAUUUUCUUCGUGUAUUUAAAUAAAACCGCGCGUAUCUGUGCGAUGCAACGCGCAGGGGUACGAAGAGAAGCGACACGGAUCGCAACCGUAGAAUCCCAUGGUACAAUAAAGUUUCAUGGUAGGUACAAUAAAGUUUCAAUAAAAAAUUUAGUGUCGAGAUUCCAGUCAAAAUAACUGUCAAAGAUAAAAUAUAAAAUACAACCGCAAACAAUUCAAAGUAAUCGGAUAUUACGAAUGAUUACGAACCAUUACGAACUUGCCGGUCUCCAGUUACGUCACGACUUCCGGAUGUGCAAUAUAUUAUCUUGUUAUUUAUAGUAUCAUGGUAUGUGGUAUAGUUUGUAUAAACUAAUUUAAGAACAUUUACUCGUUAGUGUCUAUAUAGUUUUAUUUGCUUUCGUGUAUUUGUUUUUUUUUGUGUUUGUACUCAAGUCUGGACUCAAGUGUAGCUACAAAUUUUGAGUACCUAAAUUACAAAGUGAUCAUCAACAAAUUAAGAAGUGGGAUACCCUGUACAUUUGAAAAUAAUUUUUAAAUUUAUAGUGACCCAUUUUUAUGUGGAUAUUACUUUUAUAAAUACAUGGUAAUAAUUAAGAAAACAAACAUACAAACAAGCAUACAUUUGGGAAAUGUACCGAUAGAAAGGGUUGAUAAAUACAAAUACCUAGGAACCUGGAUUUCAGAGAAAAAUGAUCAAACAACAGAAAUAAGGACCAGGAUAGAAAUAGCAAGAAAUGCGUUUGUAAAAAUGAAAACAGUUCUCUGCAACAAAGACCUUAGCUUAGAACUGAGAGUAAGAGCUUUGAGAUGCUACGUGUUCUCGAUACUACAAUAUGGACUUGAAAGCUGGACAUUAAAGCAAGAACACAUAAAUAAGCUACAGUCAUUUGAAAUGUGGUGUUACAGAAGGAUGCUUAGAAUAGCAUGGACACAGAGGAAAACGAACACGGAAGUACUGCGAGAAAUGGGUAAAGAAUGCGAAAUAAUAAACACAAUAAAAAUAAGAAAGUUACAAUAUCUGGGACACGUAAUAAGGGGACCGCGAUAUGAAAUGCUAAGACUGAUAAUACAGGGAAAGAUAAGAGGCGGAAGGAGUAUAUAGAAAGAAGGAGAGUGUCAUGGUUAAAAAAUUUAAGGGACUGGUUUAGAUGCAGUUCUAUAGAACUCUUUAGAGCAGCGGUGGAUAGAGUAAAGGUAGUAAUGAUGUUAUCCAACCUCCGAUUAGGAGACGGCACUUGAAGAAGAAGAAGAUUACUUUUUUGUAUCUUUAAACAACUGAAAUAUCUAACUCUGGAGUACCACUUGAUCAACCUGUAUGUAUAAUAAACAAAUAAUAAGUAAAAAAUACUUUAUAAUGGAUAUCUGUGUUAACAAAAUAACAAGUUUCUAAAAUAUCAGUUUCAAAACCUCGCUAAAAUAACUACCCGAAAAUCAACAAAAUUAAAUUAGCUACAAAAUAUUUUUUAUUAUUAAAUAUUAUAAUAACACUUAUCACUUAGUAACUUUAUCAUUUCUUUAUAUUUACUAUAAUUAAAUUAGCCAAAUUAUAUUCAAAAUUUAAAAUUAACAAGUCUUUUCUAUAAAACUACAUUCAAGUAUUGCGUGAAGAAGGAUCUUUACUACGUCAUGCGCGAAAGCGACCGAUUUUGGAACAUUACGUGCCAUACCUGGGAAAUUUAUUGUACCAUGGUAGAAUCCUAGGCGAAGAAAUUCUGUUCGGCGCGCUUCGUAUUGCACUAAUGAGCGGAAGGCGGAGGUCUACGGAAGUCAUGCGGAAACUUCUCUGAAUUUAUAGAGAAGUGUAAAGUGUAUGAAGUUUAGAAUCAGAUCUACCACAACCAGAUGAGAUGUGACAAUAUUUGAGAAGAAUUAGGUGAAAAUUGUCAACAGAAAUGUUUGCAAAUUACAGUUCUAAAUGUCUGAUUUUAAAAAUUACAUGUUUAGUUAAUUGCAUGUUUUGCAAUGCACAAUGUUUUAUGAGUGGAGUGAAAGUGAUAGUUGUUGUAGUGAGCUUGUGUACGUACGUACAUAAGUACCUGGUGAGCGACAAAUUCAGUAAAUUUUUCUGGCUCAUUCUAUAAUACUGAAAAAUUGUUUUUUAUCUUUGAAGAAUAGCCAUGAAGGUGGUGAAAUUCUCCGUAAAUUUCCCUUUUUAAAUUUAUGUUAUGAUUUCAAUGUUUUCUUUUACGAUUCAUAUCUUCUUCGUCUUCAGCUACUGCGCAUGCAAUAACAAAGUCUUCUUCUGAACUGCUACUCGAAGUCAUUACUUCAAAAACUAUCGUACAACAUGUGUCUACACACCUACGUCAAAGAAAAAGUCGAAUUGCCUUAAAUUCCAAACAUAACAACGUGCUGUACCUCCCCGUACUUAAGCGAAAAUCCAUGCACAUAUUAGUGCACAUUUCAGAAGUUCGCCGUACCGCGCUUCGCUUCGCUCUGCUUUUCCGCGCUUAAGUUAGCGACAAGCUUACUAGCAUUAUUAUUUUAAAUUGCCCGCAUUGUUAUUUUAAAUGAGAACGAAAUAAUAAUAAGAUAUUAAAUGAGAAAAUGAUCAAAGAUAUUUUAAUUUUGGUAACGAUUUCAUUAUUACAUAUUCCUUUGUUAUUUUUAUAUUUAAUUUAAUUCAGAAGUUGAUGUAAAAUAAAUGUAUUUAUUUCUUAAAUGUUUGACAAUUUAAGAAAUAAUAAAGUUAUACUUUAAUUUG